Molecule: messenger RNA, 1602 nt
Organism: Leptinotarsa decemlineata (Colorado potato beetle)
Lineage: Eukaryota; Metazoa; Arthropoda; Insecta; Coleoptera; Chrysomelidae
Source: RefSeq, a predicted model, not a curated record
UUUCAAGAGGAACCAAAUAAGACAUUUAUACCUGAAACUUGUAUAGUCAUUGAGUAUUGAGAGUUUUUCCCAUCACAAAGUUUUGAAUAUUGAUUUUCGUUCCAGAUUGGAUUCCCAUUCUCGAUUCGGCAGCGAACACUCGACAUGCCACAUCCAAGUUUAAGUUGCAGCAAGGCCACAAAAUUACCCACUACCAAAUCAUAAUGAGCACCAAAGUGGACAUAAAGAACUCGAAAAUAAAAUAAAAAAUGUUGAUGGAAUAUGUGGCAGGCUUACGUCAGUGAUACCAGUCGCUGGUUUCGAUGGUACGCCAGCCACAUCGUACAAAUGAUUGUGAAAGAUGUUGAAGCAUAUAACAAAUGGGGGCAUCUCAACUCGAGGUACCCGUCAAGAGAGUUCCAUCAUAAUGGAGCCCAGGUUGGACCAGGGACCCCACAGGUACAGGUCCCCAAACGCGAACAGUUCCAGGAUAUCGCAGCAGUACCCGCUGAAUGUUUCCCAGCUCCACUCUACGAACCUGGACACUUCCAAGCACUCCAUCUACAGCAACACCGUUCUACCCCCCGGAAACAAAUCCCUGAACGGGGGGUUGAACAUCUCCAGGGUGCGGAACCAAAGUACUGUGAAUAAGUUCAUCGCCAAAUCGAAGGAAGUGGGUGUCAAAGAGAUGCUAGUGAGUUUGGGAUUACUUUGUCUAGUAAGUUUGCUCUUGGCGUUGUUGUCGCUGAUUUUCCUCCUGAAGAUUUCGCCCGUGACGGCCAAUGAUAUCCGCGAACUAUUGAGGUCGGAACAGUUGACUGUGAUUACCGCUGAGGAGUACGUGGUGGUGUACGAAGUGACAUUGGCUUUGUGUGCCUUGACAUUAUCACUCAAUUUGUGUUGCCUGUUGGUGUGCGCCAUUCAGUUCUUGUUUGCUGUCAAGUUGGUCAAGAGUCCGCAGGGAGGCAGUGACAGGACUAAUAAGUACCUACAAAAGUCUUCAGUAAGCCGAGUUUGCGCCGUUGGAGGAUUCUUCAUUUCAAUACCGGUGUUUCUAACAGGUAUAAUCCUUUACACGUUCAUCCAGUUUCACUCCACCCCAGCGAUCGUUACAAGUGUCUUCAUCGGUCUGGGCAUUCUCUUCUGUGGAUGUGCGAUGGUCCACAACGUCUUCAUCUGGCAGCGAGAGAAAACUAACGCAGUGAAGGAGCUAGCACUGCAACAGCACGAAUCGAGUCAACACCACACCUCAUUCCACAGCCUGACGUCACCUCCUCCGACCCAACUCAACCACUCUCACGUCAGUACGUUCAACCACAGUAACCACAGUUUUGGACACCCUAUUGCUUCGGUACACAACGGCCCUUACAUUGUGAGACCGUCGACAACAACUCCACCUACUGGGGAAAGCUUGAAUCUUACCAAAAUGUCUCAUUUGCGGGAGGCUAGCGGCUCCAUUAGUCCUGGGAUGCCUACGGUCACCAUGGACCUGAGCAGUGUAGCUACCACGAAUUCACCACAUGAAUUGUCAACGCUGGUUUGAGAGAUGGAUUGUGAAAUUUCGAUGAGAGACUCUUUGAAUCGUGUCUCUAGUAGACUUGGAAACCUUUCAAGAUUUUUGGU